Messenger RNA from Aspergillus homomorphus CBS 101889, 782 nucleotides. RefSeq lists its product as uncharacterized. The transcript has 3 exons. NCBI's taxonomy places the organism in Eukaryota, Fungi, Ascomycota, Eurotiomycetes, Eurotiales, Aspergillaceae. The record is from RefSeq and is a predicted model, not a curated record. Bases 124 to 504 code for a protein of 126 amino acids.
CACCUGGCUCAGAGAUAUCUUCUUUAAAUACAGCCUCGACGGCCUUUUCGCCGCUUGUCUAGCAAUUGGAUUGACUCUUCUCAUGCCUUUGGACGCAUUCAUUACGGUUCAUAGUCGGUCAACAUGCCACUCAAGAUGGGUAACAAUGUCGACACCAAGCGUGUGCCUUCCGUCCGGAGUCUCAAAACAAGCGCUCCUUGUCGAGACAAGCGGAAGGUUUCCAGGAUACAGCAGAAGACUGAUGUUGCGAAACGGAAAGACCACGAAAGAUCGCAUGAAAUUUGGUCAUUUGCUGCGAUCACUUUUGCAUUUGCCAACUACAUCUUACGCCAGGCGCCUCCUGAACUUCGCAGCAAAGUGGAAGACUUUGCGCAGGCUAGUCCUGGCCUGCUCACUAUGAUCCAAAAUGGGCCUCAGAUGAAUAUCCCUCCCAAGAGCGUGACCACGACAUCGUGUAGGAUUUGUGCUGAAGCCCAAUCCCCGCCGACAAAACCUCAAGUGUGACUUGACUGGGUACAAGGAGCCUCGCUUCGAGCCCCACCGAAGUGACGUUCAUAUUGACAGUCCACUGAGCUGGGCCCGGGAACUUCCCUCCCAAUUAUGAAGCGACUUAUGAAACCUCAUUUGACGUGGUAGUUUGUCUUAUAUUAUAGCUCACAUUUGCUGGCGUACUCAGGGACUGAGUGCUGGUUUCAUCAACGUUUCCAGCCCUUGCGUCUGUCUUUCCCUCUCAAUGAUCCGUGAGCCCAGGCUCGCGGCUGUUUGUACACUGCAAUUUUGAG